UCGAGUAUGAUCUUCCAUUAAACGAAUAAUAAUUCCGAAGUGCGGGAAAACUGACAGUUUUUCCCGCGUAUAAUCUUGCACGUAUGAAUACUUUCUGCUGCUGUGUAGCAAACAGUGAUUUCAUGUAGUUUCAUAAUGAAUUUGGUGCAUUCUAUUGUAGAACGUGAAAAAGGAUGCGCAUCAAUACGUGAUUAUGAUAUCGCUCUACACCGUUUAAAAUGUUAUCAAGAUGACGUCUACCGUGGUAUAUCGCCAAACACAAAUGCUCUGGAUUUUAAUCCAGAACCGCCGGUUUUUGCUUGUCGAUUUUGUACUACAGAAGGUUAUGAACAAAUAAUUGCUUUAGCAAACGAGGAUGGGAAGAUUGCUUUGCAAGAUAUAAGUGUCAAAAAAGAGUCAAAUCAACCAUUAGAAGGAACACAGGCACAUUGUAAUGCAAUAUUUGAUGUUGCUUGGAUGCCAGGAGAAUUAAAACUGGUCACAGCCUCUGGAGAUCAUACUGCUAGACUAUGGGAUGUAUCUGGAUCUGAAAUAAAACAAAUUGAUUAUUUUCAUGCUCACACAAGAAGUGUUAAGACUGCAGUAUUUCGUUAUCAGGACAAAGCUGUGUUUGCAACGGGAGCUAGAGAUGGUGCUAUAAUGAUAUGGGACAUUAGAGCCAAUCAUUAUGAGCGUCCUAAACCAGAUAAUUGUAUAUCUAAUGCACAUAAUGCUGGCACCAUAGGUAAUGUAAGGCAACGUAGGAUAAUUAAUCAAGCAUCUAGAGCACAGAGUAUCACUGGCUUGGCAUUUCAAAAUGAUUUUACUUUACUUUCUUGCGCUGCUGGGGAUGGUUUAAUAAAGGUGUGGGAUCUACGUAAGAAUUACACUGUCCAUAAAAAGGAACCUUUAGCUAAACAUACAAUGAAUUACACUGGACAUAGUGCAAGAAAUGGAUUUUCAUCUUUGUUAAUAUGUCCUGCUAGAAUUACAUUAUAUGCAAGUUGUAUGGAUAACAUAAUCUAUGCAUAUAAUAUAUCAUCUUAUAAUCCUAAACCAAUGGCAGAAUUUUAUGGACAUCAAAAUUGUACAUAUUACGUUAAAACAUGUCUAAGUCCCGAUGGCCGUUAUAUUGCUAGUGGUUCUAGUGAUGAACUUGCAUAUAUUUGGCACACAAAUAAACCAGGACCACCAAUUGUGCAAUUAUCUGGACAUACAGAGGAAGUUACUUGUAUUGCGUGGUGUAGCGUCGGAGAAACUAAGAUAGUGACAUGUUCCGAUGAUUCGUGUCAUAGAAUAUGGAGAGUUGGUUAUGAACAUAAAAUAGAAAAUGAGGAGGUCGAAAUAUGUGGUCAUGCAGAAGUGGUUCGUAAUAGAAAUCCUCUAGAAAAUCUGAAAUUAGAAACUACACCAACUAUUACUCGACGAUGGGUUGCAUCUCAAGAAUGUACUCCCGGAUCUGAUACUACUCCUAAUGCUACUCCCGGACCUAGUUCAUCAGAUAUUCAAAGUGGUGAUUAUCAAAAUUUAUGCAAUGCUAGUAAUUCGGUGAAAAGAAGUUACUCGCAAUUAAUGACUGGUGGGUCAUGGUCAGAGGGGAAAUUUAAAUCCGUUUUGUCACCUAUAAAAGAGAAUUAUGAGUUCAUCGCAAAACGAGCCCAUCUAGAAAAUCGAGGUGCACGAAGAUUAUUUAGUCCUGGUAAUGAUAGUAAUCCAUUAUUGGGCAAAGUUCAUAAAUACGACGAACCAAGCACAAGUUCAUCUAGUAUAGAAAUUAAAAAUAACGAAAUUUACUUUUCUCCUACAUCAAAUCUCCCAAAUUUUGUAAUUGACGGUACAGCGCCACAUUUGCUUCAACUUUCUCCAGAAAAGUAUAAAGAAAAUAUUGACUGGUUAACGAGAAUACGGAAAGAAAAGUAUGAACAGAAAACGAGAAAAACGUUGUCAGAUAAAUUAGCUAGUCCUAGUUCUCACCCUACACCAAGCAGAAGAACUUCCAGAUCACGAUCAACAGAACCUCAAAAAGUAUCUAAAAUGUCUAAAAGUCCGGUUCCUUCAUUGCUAAACUUUUUUAAAAUUGCUGGAAAGGACUGUGAAUCAAGUGUAUGUUGCGAGGGUAGUAAAGUAAUAUCUUCUACAAAAUCCUGAAAGUAAUUUCAGGUUUUGCUGUUUAUUAGACUGUAUUUUAUUUAUCUCAAAUUUUAUACACAUUUAUUAGGUAUGGAAUCUAUAAAUUGCAUUCGAAGUGUUAACUAAUGAUUGCGAUUAAAAAUUCAGCGCGCUUUCUGUUGUUAUAAUAUGGUACCUUAUAAAACAGUGAAAUUUGUAAGAUUUAAAAUAUAAGGUAUGACAUUUGACAUAGUAUAAAAGUAUUACAAAAUAUGUAAAAAUGAAUUAUAUACUCAAAUGUGUCAUAUUCUUAGUAAUAGCAUAGGAUAACUUUUAUACAG
This is a messenger RNA of Megachile rotundata (alfalfa leafcutting bee), 2429 nucleotides long. It is a transcript of the gene l(2)dtl, whose product is annotated as WD40 domain-containing protein denticleless. NCBI's taxonomy places the organism in Eukaryota, Metazoa, Arthropoda, Insecta, Hymenoptera, Megachilidae. The record is from RefSeq and is a predicted model, not a curated record. Gene Ontology annotation, cellular component: nucleus. Gene Ontology annotation, molecular function: protein binding; protein-macromolecule adaptor activity. Gene Ontology annotation, biological process: mitotic G2 DNA damage checkpoint signaling; proteasome-mediated ubiquitin-dependent protein catabolic process.